This is a messenger RNA of Tachysurus vachellii, 6689 nucleotides long. It is a transcript of the gene atp2a2a, whose product is annotated as ATPase sarcoplasmic/endoplasmic reticulum Ca2+ transporting 2a. Gene Ontology annotation, biological process: intracellular calcium ion homeostasis; calcium ion transmembrane transport. The record is from RefSeq and is a predicted model, not a curated record. Lineage: Eukaryota; Metazoa; Chordata; Actinopteri; Siluriformes; Bagridae. Gene Ontology annotation, cellular component: membrane. The coding region runs from base 468 to 3599 and encodes 1043 amino acids. The transcript is spliced from 20 exons. Gene Ontology annotation, molecular function: ATP hydrolysis activity; ATP binding; P-type calcium transporter activity.
CCGACUUGCCUUUGACCAGCAGGACUCAGCGGAGACGCGCGGAGACGCACGGAGACGCACGGAGACUCGUGUACUGACAGAGCGCGCGCACUCGGACUGACUGGAUGUGAUGUACUGAGCGAGGACGUCUCUCUUUCCGUCUGUCUGUCUUUCUUUUUCCCUCUGUCUCUCUUUCUCUCAGCUCCCACAUCUUCAGGGAAACACACAUCAGACCUGUUUUCUUUCUUGGUUUCUUUUAUAUAUAUAUAUAUAUAUAUAUACAUAUAUUUUUGGAUAAGGUUCCCUGGAAAUCCUCCGCAUCUUUCCUCCGUCUCAGCAGCACAACUUUCAGGCUCGUCUUUCUCUCAGCUCGCGCUCACGUCAAUGUUUACGGUGCACGCUGAGAAACACAACGCGUUCUGAUUCCCUGCUGAAGGAAAGGAUUUGCUUUGUGUUCUGAUCUGAGACCUGUCCAUUCCACCUUAGCCAUGGAGAACGCUCACAUCAAGAGCGUGGAGGAAGUUUACAGCUAUUUUAACGUGAACGAGAGCACGGGGCUGUCGCUGGACCAAGUCAAACGCCAGAAAGAGAAGUGGGGUCCAAACGAAUUGCCUGCUGAAGAAGGAAAGUCAUUAUGGGAGCUGGUCAUUGAGCAGUUUGAGGAUUUACUUGUGCGGAUCCUCCUGCUUGCUGCUUGUAUUUCAUUUGUUUUAGCCUGGUUUGAGGAAGGCGAAGAGACGAUAACAGCCUUCGUGGAGCCUUUUGUAAUCCUAUUAAUUCUCAUAGCCAACGCCAUUGUCGGUGUGUGGCAGGAGCGUAACGCAGAAAAUGCCAUCGAGGCACUUAAAGAGUACGAGCCAGAGAUGGGGAAAGUCUACAGACAGGACAGGAAGACGGUGCAGAGGAUCAAGGCCAAAGACAUCGUCCCUGGGGACAUCGUGGAGGUAGCUGUGGGAGAUAAAGUGCCCGCAGACAUCCGUAUCUGUUCCAUCAAGUCCACCACGCUGAGAGUGGACCAGUCAAUCCUCACGGGCGAGUCUGUCUCCAUCAUUAAACACACGGACCCUGUUCCUGACCCGCGAGCUGUCAAUCAGGACAAGAAGAACAUGCUGUUCUCUGGUACCAACAUUGCAGCAGGUAAAGCCGUGGGGGUGGUGGUGGCCACAGGUGUGAACACAGAGAUCGGCAAGAUCCGUGAUCAGAUGGCAUCCACAGAGCAGGAGAGGACGCCACUGCAGCAGAAGCUGGACGAGUUUGGCGAGCAGCUUUCCAAAGUCAUCUCGCUCAUCUGUAUCGCCGUGUGGAUCAUCAACAUUGGCCACUUCAAUGACCCGGUGCAUGGCGGCUCCUGGAUUCGUGGCGCCAUCUACUACUUCAAAAUUGCUGUGGCUUUGGCUGUGGCUGCAAUCCCUGAGGGUCUGCCCGCUGUCAUCACUACCUGUCUGGCACUGGGCACACGCCGCAUGGCCAAGAAAAAUGCCAUAGUGCGCUCACUACCAUCUGUGGAGACUCUGGGGUGCACAUCAGUCAUCUGCUCUGAUAAAACUGGCACCCUAACCACCAACCAGAUGUCUGUGUGCAGGAUGUUCAUCUUAGACAAGGCAGAAAGUGAAAGCUGUUCUCUGACUGAGUUCACCAUUUCUGGAUCAACCUAUGCACCUGAAGGAGAAGUAUAUCUGGAUAACCGACCAGUGAAGAGCUCUGGCUAUGAUGCUCUAGUGGAGAUAGCCACUAUCUGUGCUCUGUGUAACGACUCCUCGCUGGACUUUAAUGAGUCCAAAGGUGUGUAUGAGAAGGUGGGAGAGGCCACAGAGACUGCUCUGACCUGCCUGGUGGAAAAGAUGAACGUGUUUGAUACAGAUGUCAGGAGCCUGUCCAGGAUUGAGAGAGCUAAUGCCUGCAACUCGGUUAUCAAGCAGCUAAUGAAGAAAGAGUUCACUCUGGAGUUUUCUCGGGACAGAAAGUCCAUGUCUGUAUACUGCACCCCCAGCAAGAGCAAGUCCACCACCAGCAAGAUGUUUGUUAAGGGAGCCCCAGAGGGAGUGAUUGACAGGUGUUCUUAUGUACGUGUGGGAGCCACUCGUGUGCCUAUGACUCAGGGUAUUAAAGAUAAGAUCAUGUCUGUGAUCAGGGAGUACGGCACUGGACGGGACACGCUGCGUUGCCUGGCUCUGGCUACCCGGGACAACCCGCUCAGGAAGGACGAGAUGGUCCUGUCUGAAACAGCACGCUUUGCUGAGUAUGAGUCUGACCUGACAUUCGUGGGCUGCGUGGGCAUGCUGGAUCCUCCUCGGACUGAGGUGGCUGCCUCCAUCAAGUUGUGUCGUCAUGCCGGUAUCCGAGUCAUCAUGAUCACAGGAGAUAACAAAGGCACGGCUGUGGCCAUCUGCAGGCGCAUCGGCAUCUUCUCCGAGGACGAUGAUGUAGAGGGCAUGGCUUUCACGGGCCGUGAGUUUGACGAUCUUUCCCCCAACGCACAGCGCGAGGCUGUCAUGGCUGCUCGCUGCUUUGCCCGUGUCGAACCCUCUCACAAGUCUAAGAUCGUGGAGUUUCUCCAGGGCUUCAAUGAGAUCACUGCAAUGACGGGAGAUGGGGUGAACGAUGCCCCUGCCCUGAAGAAGGCAGAGAUUGGCAUCGCCAUGGGCUCUGGCACUGCCGUGGCCAAGACAGCCUCGGAAAUGGUCCUCGCUGACGACAACUUUUCCACCAUCGUAGCUGCUGUUGAAGAAGGUCGAGCCAUUUACAACAACAUGAAGCAGUUCAUCCGCUACCUCAUCUCUUCUAACAUCGGGGAGGUCGUCUGUAUCUUUCUGACUGCAGCACUGGGCUUCCCUGAGGCUCUGAUCCCAGUGCAGCUGUUGUGGGUAAACCUGGUGACAGACGGCUUGCCUGCCACUGCGCUUGGCUUUAAUCCCCCUGACCUGGACAUUAUGAACAAACCUCCCCGCAAUGCCAAGGAGCCUCUGAUUUCCGGCUGGCUCUUUUUUAGAUACCUCGCCAUUGGCUGCUAUGUGGGAGCUGCUACAGUAGGAGCUGCAGCCUGGUGGUUCAUUGUGGCUGAUGAUGGCCCUCAGAUCACCCUCUACCAGCUGAGCCACUUCCUGCAGUGUUCUCCUGACCAUCCUGACUUUCAAGAUCUGGAGUGCCACAUGUUUGAAUCGCCGUACCCCAUGACCAUGGCGCUGUCUGUCCUCGUCACCAUCGAGAUGUGCAACGCUCUCAACAGUCUGUCGGAGAACCAGUCUCUGCUGCGCAUGCCUCCGUGGGAGAAUGUGUGGCUGCUGGGAGCCAUUUGCCUCUCCAUGUCCCUGCACUUCCUCAUCCUUUACGUCGAACCGUUGCCGGUCAUCUUCCAGAUCACUCCUCUAAACCUGACCCAGUGGUUGAUGGUGCUGAAGAUCUCCAUGCCUGUCAUCCUGCUGGAUGAGCUGCUCAAGUUCGUGGCGAGGAACUACCUGGAGCCGGGUAAAGAUUUAGCCACUGGGGAGCAGCAAGAGAGCUGGAGCGUGUCUGCAUGCAUCCAGGACAUCUCCUGGCCCUUCAUAGCUCUGAGUCUCCCCCUGGUGGUGUGGCUGUACAGCACGGACACUAACACGAGCCGCUCGCUGGAGUCCUCCUGACUGAGCGCUCACUGACUGCGAGCUGCUGUGACGCUAACACAAAACCACCACUUAUUAACCCAGAACCACCAUUAACCCAGUCCAGAAGAACGUUUGCACAGGAAUCUGUAUGUUUGCUGUUUUUUAUAAUUAGCUCUAAGAUUGAUGACAUAUUAUUCAUUGUUGUAACUGUUCCAUUUUAAAGCACACAUGAGUUGUUUAUAUAUAUAUUACAGUUAUAUUAUUAGGAGAUAAUAUAAGCAGUCAGUGGAUUUAAUAUAUUUAUUAGCUUAUUUUUAAGGGGCAUGGACCCAUGGUCCUCGUCGUCCUCACGAUGAAUCAGGACAGUGUGUGUAGUCAUGGCAACAACUUUCAUUGUAUAGCAGAUUAUAUUGUUUUAUAAAUCACCCCAUUCUAACUGAUCAUAUUUUGAAGUACUUGUUUUUAAACCAAUGGUUACAUUCUGCAUUUGGCAGAAUUCAGCUACCUCACUUCCACUGUUGUCCGGAUCAUUUGAACCUUGGUUUUACUUUAUUUAAUUUUUUUUAUCAGAAAACCAGCAUAGAAUAUCUUUAAAGGGGCAGUUUGAAUUGAAUUUAUUUUUAUUUCAUCGAAAUGAAAACCCUGAUAUGCCGUUUUCAUAGCAACACACACACACACACACACACACACACACACACACACACACAAAAUCUCUAUUCUGAUUGGGAACGGAGCUCAUUUCUGGGCCAGAAAAAAAUACAAUAAAAUGUAAAACCGAGUCUUGUCUUUUCCAGGACAGUGUCAGUAUCAUAUUUUACAUUCAGGGUCGCUUAAAUAUGAUUAUUAGAUAUUCAGACACACUUUUAAAUAUUACAGACUGCACCUUUAAAGAUGAAAAGGUUGAAAGAGGAACAGGUUUGUCUCCAAGCCGUGAUAAAAUUCAGAUGAGUUAUUUAGGAGGAUGAAGGAUGGUCUGUAAUCACAGUUUAUGUGGACACAGUUUGGAGUAUUUUUAUUUUCCGUGACUUGUGUAAGGUUGUGGAAAACAUGCACAAUGCUGUGGCUUUACAUGUAAGCUGUGUGUUUUGUGUGUGUGGUUUGUGUAUGCGCGUGUGUGGCAUGUUCGAGCAUAUUGUGUGUGUUGGGUGUGUGGUGUGUGCACGCAUGCUGUGUAUGUGUGUGUUGGUAUGUGUGUGUGGUGUGUGUGUUUGUGUGUGUUGUGUUUGUACCUACAGCACAGAUGUCUCUCAUAUGUAGUUUGAGAGUUUCACAUUUUUAAUAACUCUACAUGAUAAAGAUAGAUGUCAAAUCAGCCAAACGUCAAAGCAGUCGGCUCAUCAAUUGACAGCCUGCUUCACUCAAUAUGUGGCUUUUAAUAAUAAUAAUAAUAAUAAUAAUAAUAAUAAUAAUAAAUAAUACUUUUUCUUUUCUCCCAUUGCUUUACUCUGAGUGUGAAAACAGAACUGUAACCUCCUGCUCCUGUGUCGUCUGUCCCCCUCAAGAUGACCCUCUUCCUAACACUGCAAGCUGCAUUGUCUUUAAUCAUCUAAUCAAACAACCUUUAGCGUUUUUUUGAGCGUGUUGCCAGGUCUGCACUAAAAACUCCAAACAUUGUAUUAGAAACUGUAUCAAUCUGUAACCAAAGUUACAGCGAGCAUGGAGAAAGAUAUUGUAGAACUUACAAAAUAACACCAUACACUUUAAAUGUACAGAAAUGAGACGAUUUUAUAAAGAGUUCUUUCAGUACGUUUCUUAAACACACAAAUAAGAAUAACAAGAGUAAACCAAUUGGGAUUUUUGGUCAUUUGGUUACUCGUGUUACUUGUGUUACAUCGUGUUACUUGUAGGUGUAUGUGAGAUUGGGUUCUGUGGCAGCUUGUCCAGGAUGUCCCUUACCUUGUGCCCCGAGUCCCGAGGAGUAGGAUAAUCGGAAGAGAAAAUAGAUGUAUGGAUGAAUUUAAUGUGGUGGAACAUCUGCAAAACGAGGCAGUUCAAAGUACUCUGCAACACUGAAAGCUUCUUUCAUAAAUGAUAAAAAAUCUCCAUACAAUAAGCAUUCACUUUUUUGUUAGGAUUAAAUUAUGUCUGUCACGCGUCAAGUCCCUGUGUACGUUGUCAUUACUAUGGAAAUGCUCGUGGAUCAUAACAAGAGCCUUAACUGAACAGAAGCUUUUAUAAAUUAAAUACAUUUUUAUCUCAUUUUAUAGAAUUGAGCAGUUGAGAGUUAAGGGCCUUACUCAAGGGCCCAGCGGGGCCAGCUUAGUGGACCAGGGAUUUAGUAGUCUAACACCUUAGCCACUAAGCUACCAUGUCAUUUAACUAUUUAAACCACUGCUGAAUUCCAGGAAAACUGCAGACCUGGCAACCCUUGUAGAGAACUUAUAUUUAUACCACAUAAUAAAAAAUGGUGUGUUUAUAUAAGCAGCACAAUUAUAAAUCUUGAAUAAGUCUUUUACUAAAAUCUUUUUUGUUUUAAAAUGAUCAGGCUUUUGAUAAUCUUUCCUUUUCUCUGUCUCUUUCCCUCCUCAGCACCAGCCCUGUAAGCCUGGCCUGGUUCUCAGUAAUCCUUGCAGAAGCUGUAAAGGUUUUGUUAGUUUAGCUCGUGUGUUUUGAGCAAAACCACAUCGUUCAUGACCUGCAUGCCAACCGUGCCAAGUGCCAACAAGAAAAAAAGUUAUAUUUUUAAAAAAAAGUUAAUUGAGUGAAAGGUUCUAGGAUAAAGAGACAAAAUUGAGCGAAAUGUUAAGGCAGAUCAGGGUGCAUGCCCCUUUAAGCUACUCAAUCAUGAUGCUGGUAAAAUGAUACGCUUUUGUAUAGCACAGCCACACUUAAUUUAAUGUAUGUAUUUAAAUACCAGCUGGCAUUAGUGACUGGCACCUGUUAUUUUCUUUUUUUUUGCAAAAGGAUUGUUUUAUUUUGUGAGAUGUGUAGAUCAACCAGAUGAUUAUCGCUUCGCACAGUGAUGUGCGUCCUGUUUAAUAGCAGAUGAGUUUCAGCAUGGAGGAGUGUGAUGGGGAAAUACAGCGGAUUUUGUUCCAGUGACGACUACAGGCAAGACUCUGCUCAACCGGUGUCAAAUAUUGUAAACAAACAUCGCAAUGACUUGUGGUUAAUAAAAUGAUACAUGAC